Molecule: messenger RNA, 4449 nt
Organism: Etheostoma spectabile (orangethroat darter)
Lineage: Eukaryota; Metazoa; Chordata; Actinopteri; Perciformes; Percidae
Product: NLR family CARD domain-containing protein 3
Exons: 11
Coding region: 16-3477 (1153 amino acids)
Molecular function (GO): protein binding
Source: RefSeq, a predicted model, not a curated record
GACGAGGACUCUGCGAUGAGUCAGGCUGAGGACCAGGAUGAGGGGGUCCCUCUGUGGGGGGGACAGGACGACCAGACCAGAGCCAAGAAGGUGCUGCAGCAGAGACCAGACCCUCCUGAACCCAGCUGCGUCUCCAUGAAGACUACCCGGUCCAUGACUCCGCCACCCUAUUUUAAGAGACGGGAUUGUGAGACAGAUAUUUUAGGGAUCCAGCAGCAGGGACCAGACCCUCCUGGACCCAGCUGUGUGUCCUGUAAGACUGACUGGUCUAUGGAUCGUCCUAUUGACCUCAAAAAAGGACAACCUGCAGGUGGAAGGAUCCAGCAGCAGAGACCAGACCCUCCUGGACCCAGCUGUGUGUCCUGUAAGACUGACUGGUCUAUGGAUCGUCCUAUUGACCUCAAAAGAGGACAACCUGCAGAUGGAAGUGUUCGGCAGAAGAGGUCAGAGCUUCCCAGGGAUCAGGCUACCCAACAGCAUCAAUCAGAACUGGACUCUGUGUUUACGCUGCUGAAGGAGAACAUCUUCACUUAUGUGAACGAGGAGCUGAAGAGGAUUCAAAAGCUUCUUUGUCCAGAUUCCGCACAUUCCUUCAAAGGUCAGAGGGAAAAGGAAGAGGUGGUGCACGGUGAGGAUGAAGAGCAGAGGAGGAGCAGCAGAGAGGCGUUUCUGAAGAUAACACUGCACCUCCUGAGGACAAUGAAGCAGGACAAGCUGGCCGACCGUCUGCAGAGCAUAACUCAUGCUCCAGUGUGCCGACGUAAAGUCAAGUCUAACUUGCAGAAGAAGUUCCAGCGUGUGUUUGAGGGGAUUCCUAAAGCAGGAGACCCGACCGUUCUGAAUCAGAUGUUCACAGAGAUCUACCUCAAAAAGGGAGGAACCGCACAGGUCAAUGAUGAACAUGAGGUCAGACAGAUUGAAACAGCAUCCAGGAAACCAGACACACCAGAAACAAUAAUCAGACAAGAAGACAUCUUUAAAACCCCACCUGGAAGAGAUGAACCAAUCAGAACCGUGAUGACAACGGGAGUGGCUGGCAUCGGGAAAACAGUCUUAACACAGAAGUUCACUCUGGACUGGGCUGAAGGCAAAGCCAACCAGGACAUCCAGUUCACAUUCCCAUUCACCUUCAGAGAGCUGAAUGUGCUGAAAGAGAGAAAGUUCAGCUUGGUGGAACUUGUUGAUUACUUCUUUAGUGAAACUAAAGAAGCAGGAAUCAGCCGGUUUGAAGAGGUUGUCUUCAUCUUUGACGGUCUGGAUGAGUGUCGACUUCCUCUGGACUUCCUCAACACUGAGAUCCUGACUGAUGUUACAGAGUCCUCCUCAGUGGGUGUGCUGCUGACCAACCUCAUCAGGGGGAAACUGCUUCCCUCUGCUCGCCUCUGGAUAACCACACGACCUGCAGCAGCCAAUCAGAUCCCUCCUGGGUGUGUUGACAUGUUGACAGAGAUCAGAGGGUUCACUGACGCCCAGAAGGAGGAGUACUUCAGGAAGAGAUUCAGAGAUGAGGAGCAGGCCAGCAGAGUCAUCUCCCACAUCAAGAGAUCACGAAGCCUCCACAUCAUGUGCCACAUCCCAGUCUUCUGCUGGAUCACUGCUACAGUUCUGGAGGACGAGUUGAAGACCAGAGAGGGAGGAGAGCUACCCAAGACCCUGACUGAGAUGUACAUCCGUUUCCUGGUGGUUCAGACCAAAGUGAAGAACAUCAAGUUUGAUGGAGGAGCUGAGACAGAUCCACACUGGAAUUCAGAGAGCAGGAAGAUGAUUGAGUCUCUGGGAAAACUGGCUUUCAAGCAGCUGCAGAAAGGCAACCUGAUCUUCUAUGAAUCAGACCUGACAGAGUUUGGCAUCGAUGUCAGAGCAGCCUCAUUGUACUCAGGAGUGUUCACACAGAUCUUUAAAGAGGAAAGAGGACUGUAUCAGGACAAGGUGUUCUGCUUCGUCCAUCUGAGUGUUCAGGAGUUCCUGGCUGCUCUUCAUGUCCAUCUGACCUUCACCAACUCUGAAGUCAACCUGCUGUCAGAAGAACAAACACCAUCCUGGUGGCCCAAAGUGUUCUGGGACAGAACGGCACGUUUCUACCAGAGUGCUGUGGAAAAGGCCUUACUGAGUCCAAAUGGACACCUGGACUUGUUCCUCCGCUUCCUUCUGGGUCUUUCACUGGAGACCAAUCAGAAACACCUACGAGGCCUGCUGACACUAAAAGGAAGUAGCUCACAGACCAAUCAGGAAACAGUCCAGUACAUCAAAAACAAGCUCUGUGAAAAUAUGUCCCCAGAGAGAAGCAUCAAUCUGUUCCACUGUCUGAAUGAACUGAAUGAUCGUUCUCUUGUGAAGGAGAUCCAACAGUCCUUGAGUUCAGGAAGUCUCUCCACAAAUGAAGUGUCUCCCGCUCACUGGUCGGCUCUGGUCUUCAUCUUACUGUCAUCAGAAGAAGAUCUGGACGUGUUUGACCUGAAGAAAUACUCUGCUUCAGAGGAGGCUCUCCUGAGGCUGCUGCCAGUGGUCAAAGCCUCCAAAAAAGCUCUGCUGAGUGGCUGUAAGCUGUCAAAGAGAAGCUGUGAAGCUCUGUCUUCAGUUCUCAGCUCCCAGUCCUCUAGUCUGAGAGAGCUGGACCUGAGUAACAACGAGCUGAAGGAUUCUGGAGUAAAGAUUCUGUCUGCUGGACUGGAGAUCUCAGAUUGCAGAUUGGAAACUCUCAGUCUGUCAGGCUGUCUGGUCUCAGAAAAAGGCUGUGCUUCUCUGGCCUCAGCUCUGAGCUCCAACCCCUCCCAUCUGAGAGAGCUGGACCUGAGCUACAAUCAUCCAGGAGACUCAGGAGGGAAGCUGCUGUCAGCUGGACUUAAGGAUCCAAAAUGGAAACUGGAUACUCUCCGACUGGACUAUGGUGGACCACAGAGACUGAGUUCUGGUCUGAGGAAGUAUGUCUGUGAACUGGACCUGGACUCAAACACUUUACACAGAAGACUCAAACUGUCCAACGACUUCAGGACGGUGAGAUAUGUGAGAGAGGAGUAUCAGUCCCAUCCGGAUCACCCAGACAGGUUUGACUGGUGGCCUCAGCUGCUGUGUAGCGAAGGUCUGACGGGGCGCUGCUACUGGGAGGCGGUGUGGAGAGGACGGGUCCAUGUAGCAGUGAGUUACAGAGGCAUCAGGAGGACAGGAGACGGUAAAGACUGUGUGUUUGGAGGGAAUGAUCAGUCCUGGAGUCUGGUCUGCUCUGAGGAUGCUGGUUACUCUGUUUAUCACAAUGACAGAGAAACAUCCAUCCCCUCCCCUUCCUCGUCCCCGUCCUCUGUCUCUAACAGAGUAGCAGUGUAUGUGGACUGUCCUGCCGGCACUUUGUCCUUCUACAGAGUCUCAUCUGACUCACUGAUCCACCUCCACACCUUCAACACCACAUUCACUCAGCCUCUCUAUCCUGGGUUUGGGUUCUGGCCUGGUUCCUCAGUGUCUCUGUGUCCUCUGCAGGACUGAGAGUGUCUCCUGUGGACAGAAACCCUGACUGAAGAUCAGCUGUUCGGUCGGUUCCCAGUCUGCACUAUGGAGCAACUUCUCUGUGUUCAUCAGUUUUAUUAUCAACGACUAGAACUGUAGAAAUACUUAAUGAUAUUUAACGUCUCAAAAACAUGAACUCCUCUUUUUCUUUCUAACUUAGUCUGUCAUUUGCCUAAAAUGUCUACACAAACUGUUUCUUUAAGGCUCCAUAUUCUGCUCAUCAUGAGGUUCAUAACUGUAUUUUGAGGUUUACCAGAAUGGGUUUCCAUGGUUUAUUUCCAACUUUGGUCAGUAUAAGGCAGGAUUAGCUGGGAGACUUCUACAAGGGGCCCAUAGGUACACCGCCCCCCACCCCAGCACCCCUGCACCAGGAUAAGGUGCUGGUCCCCCUGAAAGGUUGUCAAAAUCCUGUCCACCAUACACACCGAUCACCUCUCCGGCCCAUUUUGACUUCUUGUUUCCUGCUAACAUGAUUAAGCUAUUGAUUCGUUUUCCCAACGAUUUCUAUUCAACAAUUUUUGUUUUGAGUUUGUGUCCCUGUGACAGAGUUUACUGGAUUUCUUUGUUUGGGUUGGGGGUGAAUCAGAAAGUUCUUUAUUGUAUGAGGUGUGAAUUUAUUUUAAUAAGAAGUCCUUUUUUAUUACUUUGGCUUGAGUCGGUGCACCAACGCCCUGCAGACGCCUCAGGGAACAAUGAGCCAGGGCUGUAGGACUCCAGUCCGGUCUUGGACUUGAGUCCGGACUCGAGACCGUUUUUCUAUGGUCUCGGACUCGCUGGUAUUUAGACACGGACUUGUCUCGGACUCGCUAGUAUUUGGACUCGGACUUGUCUCGGCCACUGGUCUUGCCAGAUCUGGCUUUUGGGCUUUUGGUCUUGACCGCAUCCAGAUGUCUUCAUUAUGUUGAUAAUAAUAUUGGAGGGAAAGUGAAACCCAAAAUGAUUGUCUUGAUG